UGUGAGAGUACAGAGUGUGUCUGCGAGUACGAUGCUGCUAAUGAGCACUGGAACGGCGGUAGUGCUCCUUCACUUAACUACCUGCUGUUGUGUCUCCUGUGUAAACGGCAGGAGAAGAAGGAGGAUGCGGUCUGCCUCAUUCCUGUCAUCACUUCCCCGAAGGAAGAGGAGAGGCUGAUCCAGUCCUGCUCCAAGCCCGUAGUGAAGUUGCUGUACAACCGGAGCAACAACAAAUAUUCCUACACCAGCACCUCAGACGACAACCUGCUGAAGAACAUCGAGCUGUUCGACAAGCUGUCCCUGAGCUACAAUGGCCGCAUCCUCUUCAUUAAGGACGUGAUCGGGGAUGAGAUCUGCUGCUGGUCCUUCUACGGGCAGGGCCGCAAGCUGGCGGAGGUGUGCUGCACCUCCAUCGUCUACGCCACCGAGAAGAAGCAGACGAAGGUGGAAUUCCCAGAAGCCCGCAUCUACGAGGAGACCCUGAACGCGCUGCUGUACGAGAUGCUCCCGGUCCCCGACAACUCCCUGCUGGAGGCCACGAGCCGCCGGGCGCACUGGGGCUCCUCCCACAGCGAGGACGAGGAGGGCCUGGAGCUCAGGGAGCGCGUGCGCCGCAUCCACGUCAAGAGGUACAGCACCUACGACGACCGGCCACUGGGCCACUAGCCUGAACUCGGCGGGGGGGGAGGGAGGGCGGGCGAGGGCAUCGAGGAGACCGAAACUGGAGGAGGGGAACAUCCGCCUGCCUCCCUGUCCACGCCAGCUGAGAGCCGAGCCACCGCAGACGAGCCCGCAGCGAUGACUGCAACCCCUGGCUGACUCCAAGGCAUCGAUUUUUGUUGGGGUUUUUUUCCAGCCUGCUGCCGAGUCAAAUCUCAGAAUCGUGCCUCCUGUCUUACCCCGUUUUACUCUGGGAAUCCAGCUGGGAGGCUCUCGCAGGCAGCUGGCGCCGGGCUGCGCUCUCCAGGCGAUGGCAGCGUGUGUCCAGUCUCUCAGAACGUUGUGCGGUGGCACAUCUGAAUCCAGUCUUUGUUCUCCGCAAGGCACUCUCGGUCAGAGUUACGUUUUAACUAUGAAAAUCAGAUUCUGCGGGGGCGGAUACAAGUGAGCCAAAAGCUUUGCAGCCCAAGGAUGGUUUCAAGAGGCAGGUGUUUUCAUAGGCCAGCCGGUCCCUAGAGCAGUUCAGCAACUAGCUCCGGUUUUGGAAAACAGGAUUGGCUCAACAGGUGGGCCAUCCCCUGGGAGCACAACUGUGCAACAGAGAAAGCACAUCGAAUCCUCCCACUGCAGCCCUGGAAUCUGGGGCCUAGACAGGGCAGCACAGUGACCUCGUGGAGCAACAUUUCAGGACACAGAGCACCUCUGUUCACAUCCCUAAUGGCCAGCAGCACCCAGAAAUAAACAGGACAGGAAAUGAUGGAGAGGAUUAUAAUCAUUGUAUCUGGAAUAAAUCUAAAUCACUCCUUUAGAUUUUACAGCGGCCUUUGUAAUCGCCAACUUAAAGCUCUUACCUCAACGUACACUGCUGUUCAAACGUCUUAGACGCAUUCAGGGUUACCAGCUUACUCAAAAGCCCCACCAGUAUUUUCUGCUAUUUGAACAGAUACGUUUGGGUGAUAAAAAACCGAGCUUGUCCUUUAACCAGUCUUUAAUUCACAACGAUCAGAAUGUUCUCAAACUUGAACAGCCAAAAUAACUUGUGGUUAGUAAUCUGUCUCAUUAACCAGUUAGAGCUAAUCGAUUCCUUUUUAGGUAUCAGGUUCCUCUCUAGCCAUCCAUAAAGACAGAGGUUACUUUCUGUACUGUUGGCAACGUUCUGUCAGGAUUAACAAUUAUGUCAAAAAGUGGAAAAUCUUUAUGGAAUGGUAUCUGCGUGGAGGAAGAAAAUCAUUGAUUGAAAAAGUCUUAAGAUUUUGAAAUUGCACAGCAGUGUAUGCCCAUGACCAUUAAACAGGAAGUAACUUUAGUUAAAUGUUUUGAGAGCUGAAACAAUGACCACUACUGCUAAAUAACACUACCCACAGCUGGAAUUCACAGCUGCACAGCUCUGUGUUGUCCCUGACAGGAUCUGUUACAAAAACUAUUUCUGUAUUGUAACUUGUUGAAGCCUUGAAUUAAUUGUGUUUUUUUUUUUAAAUUGAACUGAAUUUAAGCCUUUCCUAAAAAAAUGUAUUUUUUAUGUCAUUUUUCUAAAUCAGUGUGACAUGAUUUUGGGAUUCUGUCAUAGCACCUUCGUAAUGCUGAAGAGAUUGCUGUGCCAGUCGUUUUUAGACCUGCACGGCCUGAUUUUUUUUUAUUCUCCCUUCUCGGAUGACACAUUUCACCAGCACAAAAAUAUCUUCUAAAACACUUUUUUUCCUGUGAUUCUGACGGCCAAGUGUAAGAGCAAAAGAAUUUCUUUGUCACUUUACAAAAGGAGACAAAGGAUGUUCAUGCCAAAAAGAUCUCAAAAGCAGUGUUUCCUGGCAGCUUUUCCUGUCUUGUAAUGUAUCUAAGCACUGCCUUUUCUAUAUUGCUUUCUGUUGUAUUAGCUGAAGUUUAUUUCUUUGGCAGCACUGAUCUGUGAGUUUUGUCCCCUUAUAAUUUUUUAAUGACGUAACAGGACGAGCUGAUUUGCUAACCUGAGCCCUGGAGAUGCUCAGUGAAUCGUCAGCUUAUUAGAAGUAAACUUGCUAAUUUGAGUCUGACCGGCUUAUCAGUUACCCUGACAAGUCAGUGACAAGUCAGCCACUCUGUCAGCUCUCUCUGUUCAUGACAAAUAAUCAUAUUAGCUGAGUAGCCUUUUCUAAUUAUCAAAGCCUCCUCUGGCUAUAAAACUGCACUUUACACAUUAAGAAGUGACUUAAAAUCCAUUGAAUUGACACGCUGUUCUGCAAUUGAUUGGCUACUUUUAAAGCCAGUUUAAUGUCCUUAACAACCCUAAGUGUCUCGUUAGGGCUGCUGUUUACCCAGGUUUCUGUAACGGUUAGUGUAUAAGCCUUGCCCUACGUCAGAUGUGAAUCUGGGGCUACCCCUCAGUCAAACAUCUUCGGUUUCAUGGUUCAUAUAGCUGGGGUGUGUAAAGCAGGCCUCGGGUCAUCACCUGCGGUAAAGAGCAGUUCACUAGGUUCCAGCACUGGUGUCCACUCGAGGAUUUGAACCCGCAACCCUCUGGUAAUGGCUCCAGAGCUGUACCGCAAGCUUUGGCAGGAUGAAAUCCUCCAGGCAGGGCUGUGUCCUGACUCUGUACUCUUGAGCCUGUUAUACCAGGGGGUGGGUGGUACCCCUACUGACUUCUCCACUAAUCGCAGGGCAUCACGAACACACAGAUUAUUAUUCCCUCUGAAUCACCGACUGGUCAGAUCCCAGGGGUACAUCACAGGCCAAAGAUUUAAUGGACUUGAGCCACGUGGGGAGGGAGGAAAUGAGACCAUGUUUUUCUUUCUCAACUCAUAUCGAAGCAGACAGCUGCUUCAAAUGAAUGUUGUUUUUUUUUUACUAGAAGUCAUAUUAAUGGUAGAGCUUUGGCUGUUUUUAAAAAUAGCUUUUAAACGGUUGUUUUUUUUUAGCUUUCAUUGAAAAGGUGACUAAUUCAUUUCAAACGUAACACUACGAAACGUCAGUGCCUCUGAACAAAUACGAUGUGUUUUUCUAUCUGUCUGUUUUGCCCUUGUGCAUCGUGGUUUUGAAAAUAUUAAAGGGACUGCAAUCCUUCUGG
This is a messenger RNA of Lepisosteus oculatus (spotted gar), 3697 nucleotides long. NCBI's taxonomy places the organism in Eukaryota, Metazoa, Chordata, Actinopteri, Semionotiformes, Lepisosteidae. The record is from RefSeq and is a predicted model, not a curated record.